GAAGCGCGCUCUUUCAAAUUCGCCGUCUGAACGUCGAUGGACGCAGGCUACUUCCGGUGUAGCCAUGGCGGCUAACGCUACCACUAACCCGUCGCAGCUGCUGCCUCUAGAGCUUGUGGACAAAUGUAUAGGAUCAAGAAUUCACAUUGUGAUGAAGAGUGAUAAGGAAAUUGUUGGCACGCUUCUAGGAUUUGAUGACUUUGUCAAUAUGGUACUGGAAGAUGUCACUGAGUUUGAAAUAACACCAGAAGGAAGAAGGAUUACUAAAUUAGACCAGAUUUUGCUAAAUGGAAAUAAUAUAACAAUGCUGGUUCCUGGAGGAGAAGGACCUGAAGUAUGAAUGGAUUUCCUUGACUUACGCUAGAUUCUGUUUUGUCUUAUAAUGACAACACAAUGUAAAAUUUGUUUUAAACCUUUCAAUGUUUGGACUCUGUGAAGCUAAGUUUCCCGUUAAAGGGGAAUGCUUUGAAGAGACAUUGUAAAUGCCAUUUUUGUAAGUUAAUCAUGAUUAUCUUAGAGAAAAGAACAGUUUGUUCUUUGAAGACUAAAAUAAAGGUGUUUUUGGUUAAUUGUCAUUUUAUUUAUUAUAUUGCAAUAGCCAGUGCAACAAAGCUUGCAGUUGUUUUGUCAAUUGCUUUCUUGUCAUUUUAUGCCUGUUUGCUUCCUCAUUUACAUGACCAUUUGAUUCUCAAAAAUUAUUUUAAACAAAAUGACAGACUUUGAAUUUGGACAGGUACAUUUAAAAAGCCUGAAAUGAUUACUUACAUAAUUCAGUUCAAACUAUGAUGCUUUGAAAUGAGCGUUUUUCUCCUGAACUCAAACUCUGUUAACUCCUAUUAAAAACAAAUAAGCAAAAUACACGGGUAGUAAGUAUAUGCACAUUGUGGAAGUAUAGAUUAGUAAAACGGAAAAUAUACUUUGCUGUAUAUUCUCGUAGAUGUUCUCUGUACCCUCACAGUACACAUUUUUACAAAAACUUGUUCACCCUGAAUAUACUGUUUUGUAGCCUCCAUUUAUGACUUUUUUUGAAUUUAAAUGGCGAACAUCUUUCUAUGUCAGAUAUUUCAGCAACGUUAAUGUGUGCAUAGUAUUUCAGUUAAUGGAUUUAGCAUAACUUAGCCUAUUCUUAUUAUUGGCCAUAGUAGUUUAAAUCUUUAUACAUUUUCAUUUUUCUUAGAAUACAGAAAUGUGUAAGGUGAAAGGGUAUAGAUUGUCAUGUUGCCAACACAAAGUUUGUACCAACAUACACUUGUGCCAGCAGUUACCACCAUUACAGAGUACUUACUGCCAUUCGCUAUAUUCUGUCUUCUCUCCAUGCCACUGUGAUAGGCAAAAAUUUUCUGUAUCAUUUGUGAACUCAUUUUGUAUUUUGUGAAUUGCUUAUAUGACGUGUUUACCAUUGAGAUGCUUGUCUUGGUUUUUACUAAUUUGUAAGAAUUCUUAAUCGGUUACUCGUAGUCAUGUAUUUUGCAGGUAAAUCCCCCAGUUUGUAGUUUGCCUGUUAGGGGUACUUUUUUUUGACAUAAAUGAAAUAUUUUUAUGUAGUCAUAUGUUUGUCUUGUCCUUUAUGGUUUUUGUCUAUGGUACACAUGGAUUAUAAAGACCUUCUUUGCUCUGA
Messenger RNA from Hipposideros armiger (great roundleaf bat), 1618 nucleotides. It is a transcript of the gene LSM5, whose product is annotated as LSM5 homolog, U6 small nuclear RNA and mRNA degradation associated. The transcript has 5 exons. Gene Ontology annotation, cellular component: Lsm1-7-Pat1 complex; U4/U6 x U5 tri-snRNP complex; U6 snRNP. Gene Ontology annotation, molecular function: RNA binding. NCBI's taxonomy places the organism in Eukaryota, Metazoa, Chordata, Mammalia, Chiroptera, Hipposideridae. The coding region runs from base 65 to 340 and encodes 91 amino acids. The record is from RefSeq and is a predicted model, not a curated record. Gene Ontology annotation, biological process: mRNA splicing, via spliceosome.